Molecule: messenger RNA, 2479 nt
Organism: Melampsora larici-populina 98AG31
Lineage: Eukaryota; Fungi; Basidiomycota; Pucciniomycetes; Pucciniales; Melampsoraceae
Product: multi-copper oxidase laccase-like protein
Exons: 18
Coding region: 268-2196 (642 amino acids)
Molecular function (GO): oxidoreductase activity; copper ion binding
Source: RefSeq, a predicted model, not a curated record
CCACAUCAGUUCUAUUAGGACAUUCUUGCGUAUAAGAAGGCCUUUUAAACCAAGCCCGAUUGUUGAGACCUCAUCAGAUACCUUUCUACGAGCUCUCCUCUUUGCUCUAGAAGAUCACUUCUCCCUUAUACCAAGUCGAAUACCUUGAGAUUUCAUACUUCGAUCUAGACGCCUACCUUGCCGCAAGAUUCGGCUCUUUCAUUACUUGAGCCUUAUUUGAAACAAUCAGUACAUAGUCUUUGAAAGCCCCCGAUCACCGUAACCCUUAUGAUCAACCAUUUUGGAUUGCUUCUUCUUCUUAUGUACGGUGUGAUCCAAGAUAUUCAAUGUCACGACACAAAAGAAGCAGUAGCACCUAGAAAGGAAUACAAACUGGACUGCGAAUUCGAGGUUUCUUCCAAGAAGAGAUUGCGUAAGUAUGAGUGGAUCGUGACUAAUACCACUGGAGCUCCCGAUGGCUUUUGGCGUUCUGUGCUCGCAAUUAACAAUCAAAUGCCCGGCCCGUUGAUUGAAGCGAAUGAAGGUGAUGAUGUGGAGGUGACCGUCAUCAACAAACUCGAUUCUCCGCUUACUAUUCACUGGCACGGCCUUUAUCAGAAUGGAACAAACUGGGAAGAUGGAAUUUCUGGUAUCACACAAUGCCCCAUUCCAGCUGGAGUCACAUACACUUACAAGUUUACACUGGCCAAUCAGUAUGGAACAUUCUGGUAUCAUGCUCAUUACCAGUCCCUCAAGACGGAUGGGCUUGUCGGCCCGUUGGUUGUCCACUCGCCGCGGGAUCCAUUGAAGCGCGGAAUCGACUUUGACGAAGAGAUUGUAUUGCUCUUACAGGACUGGUACCACACUCCCUCAAAUGUGAUUGACCCACAGAUGAGGUCGACCCAAGGAUAUAUGGGAUUCCCGUCGCCGCCGAGUGCCAACUCAGCACUUAUCAAUGGGAUUGGCCAAUGGGAUUGUAGAUUCGCUUUGACCGAUGAUCGUUGCAGAAAGAAUUCACCUCCAGAAUUUCACCUCGUUGCCGGCACCAAAACCCGGUUCAGGUUGAUUCAGGCCGGGUCUCAUGCUAUGUUCUUCUUCUCAGCUGAUGAACAUACCCUUAAUGUCACUGAGGCUGAUGCUACACCAGUACACGGACCUCCUGCCAUCCACAGAGUCAAGUUUCACAACGGCCAAAGGUACUCUGUCAUCUUGAGCGUGGCUGCCAACGAAACCGGUACUAGCUUCUUUCUGAGGGCUUCUAUGGAUCCCGAUUGCUGGGUCUGGGUGACAAGCGAUUUGCAGAAGACUGCCUUUGCAAUUAUACGUGUCGUCGAUGCAACCACCAGGACUUUCUCCACAAAGCGACCUACAAGCAGAGACUGGGCGGAUCGAAUAAAUGGAGACUGUAGAGAUCUCGAUCCCAAUACAUUAGUACCUAUCAUUCCUGUCCGAGUACCUCAAACAGUCGACGGGGCGGGGGCGUUGGCUGUUGGCUUAGGCUUUCGAGUUUUUUCGACAGGUGCCCAACUGCCUACGAGUGCUGGGGUACCUAGCUCAAACAAUUCGAGACCUACACAUCCUGUGUUGCAAAUCAAGGACAUCAAGUCUGGAAUUGUCAGUAUCCCUCCGCCUGGUACCAACACCACUUUACCCUCGAUUACUGUCAAUGCUCAGGUGACAUCCGCUCCAGCUGGGGCCGGGGGGGCUUAUUUUGUUAACAACGUGACAUGGCAAGCAAAUCAACUCAAUCCUGUGCUACACGACUUUGCUGCAGGUGGACCGGGACGCACUGAUAACUCAAAGAUUGCCAGUGUGGUAUAUCCGACCUUGGGCUGGUAUGAUCUGUACCUUGUGAAUUUGGAGCAAGCAACGAACCACCCUUUUCACUUGCACGGCCCAGAGAUGCACAUUGUAGCCAUUGGAACCGGCACACCAACACCUGAAAAUCUCAGGAACUUGACUUAUUCUACACAAAACCCCCUACGAAGGGACACAAUCUUUCUACAAGGUGGCACUUAUGCUGUAAUAAGACUACGUACAGAUCUUCCUGGGAUAUGGGCCGUGCAUUGUCAUAUUCAAUUUCAUUUGGCUGAUGGGUUUCUCGGUAUGAUCGUGAUUCAACCGGAUAAGAUCAAGAAUUUCAAGAUUCCUCCGAAGACCAGAGAUCUUUGCAAGACUCCCAUCCCUUCUCUUAGGAUGUACGCCGAUCGUAUUUGAGCAGCUCUUUUUUCAUUAUUUCUUGCAUUUUCUGUGUAUACUUUUCAUCAAGAGAAUCAACGGGAUUGAGGUUUAUAACUGUAAUUAUUGUAUAUACUACUGAUUUUAGCUGCUAACAAACUUGUUUCAUCUCUUUAUCCAUUUGAUUACAAGUUGGACAUUUUUAUGCCUGUGCAUACUUUUCAUCAAGGCAAUCAACGGGAUUGAGGCUUAUAACUGUAAUUAUUGUAUAUACUACUGUCACUGAUUUUAGCUGCUCAGAACACAUUUGUUUUGUUCCUUU